Annulohypoxylon truncatum is the source of this 2051-nucleotide messenger RNA. RefSeq lists its product as uncharacterized. NCBI's taxonomy places the organism in Eukaryota, Fungi, Ascomycota, Sordariomycetes, Xylariales, Hypoxylaceae. The record is from RefSeq and is a predicted model, not a curated record. The coding region runs from base 445 to 1899 and encodes 484 amino acids. The transcript is spliced from 7 exons. Gene Ontology annotation, molecular function: oxidoreductase activity.
UAAGCAUCUACGACUGAUUAUAUCUUAGAUACCUAUAAAAUAGGAUGUAUUAGUCGAACUAACUGAUUAAUCGUUGUGUGCGUCCAUAUGACCAACUAUUAGCGUAGAGUUGUAGAGCGAACUUCACUCGAAGGAUGCCCCCUGAGAUAUCGCGAAACCGUCACAAUUCGCAUACUACGCUGUCAUCAUCACCCCUUAAUCAACCAUUCAGGCCAUACUUCUCCGCAUUCUCGCACUCUGGCUCUGCCCUAGUAGUGCGCGACGAUGUAAUUACCACCUAGGUAGUUUUUACGUCCCUCGGACAUUAACACGCUCAUCAUUCUCCGCAUUCUCUCCGACUAGAUACCAAUAAUUUGUAAGCAUCGGGUCCAGGUUCGGAGGCCGAGACAGAAUGAAUGAGAGGCUUGGCAUCAUCUCCAAAUGUCCAUAUAAGAGGAUAUAAUAAUGAAUCAAGCAUUUAAGAGUCAUAUCACCAUUCGUACGCGACUUUUACGAAGCAGCCCAAGAUCCAACAAGCUCUUGACCCAUAGAGAGUUAGCAACCAUGGCGACUUCACACACCAUCCAAAUUACACCAGAGAAUACCGGGCUCUGGAAAAUCAACCAGGACCAGUCUUCGGCGCAAGUAGCUACCGAAUUGUUGCAGCAAGACCUUGAGAAACAUCACGUGUAUUUCAACAAUGAUGGAUACCAUGACCAUAUAAGCCAUCACCUGUUAUCUCUGUAUGGCACGGGUGCUAGGCCUGAGCACCUAAAGAAGGCCUAUGAUGUAAAUGCUUCGUACCAACGACCAACCAUGAAGCUUCACCAGGAUGUCGUCGAAGAACUUCAAAAUUGGGAGACGGCGAAGAAGCGUGUUGGUAAAGAACAAUAUUACCCCGACUUCCUUGCCUUUUUCCAGGGAGAGAUCGACAAGCUGGGCUGGGAAGCAGUAUUGAGUGAAUACUUGUUCGGGGGUGAUGAGAAAAGCGAAGACAUGCUCAUUCGAAUGCUCGCUGGAGCCCUUCAUCCAAUAAUCCAACUCAUGUACGGCGUAGAGUGGAAACAACCGGCUAUAGUUGCCAUGGCUCUAGCGCAAGCAGCCGUCCAUGACGAUGACUUGAGGAAAUUUCUAAUUACUGCCGAGGAUGCUUCUAAAUCAAAACCGGAUUCCAUGCCUACCAUCGCAAGUCUUCUUGAGGAGGUAAAGUCAAAUAAGAAACUUGCUACAUCUGCGAAGUUUGAGGACGGAGAGAAGCUUCGAGAUGGGGUCUUUGCCAGGGCAUGGGACGAAAUUAUCGAGAUAGCGAGUAAGGUGAGAGUCAAGCCAGAAGAGCUAGACGAGAAGACGGCCGAGAUGUACCACACGGCAAUAUAUGAAGGCACUUCUGCCGCAUUCUAUCCCAACAAGGAGCCCAAGUUCGAUUUUUUCCUCAUGCAUCAUAUCAACAUUUGUCCAAUAUUCGUAGCUAUCAACAGCCAAGACUGGAUUCCAACGGAAAGCAAAGUGAGACUUCUUGAAUGGAAGAUACGGAUGGACCUAGUUCAGUACGCAGCGAGAGGUUGCCCCCCACUUUCGUUGGACAACAUCGCCUCAUAUACUCCGAAGGAUAACAAACCAGGUUCAGUAAACGAGCUGGUGCCCCGCAUCCACAACCUCGAGGAGGAUGGACACGCGAUCAAACUAUACCGCGCCGUGGUCUUAGGCCAGACCGUGAGCGAGAAGUACGACGACAAGGACUGGGUUAAGAUCAAAGGUGAUUUGUGGACCAAAGUUAGGCAUCUCGUAGUUGAUUCCGUUGAAGCUAACGGGCCACGCUGGGUUCGCAGCGCGGGAUUUCCGAAGGCGUGGGAGGUUAUUCCAGAUCGAUCAGACAACGCUAAUGGCGUCUCUCAGAAGCUUGAACAGAUUCACUUGUAAAUUAGGAACAGAUGGUCGAUUGGCGUAUUUCUGCUUGUGUUGGUGGUUUAUAAUGGUCAUGAUACUUAACUUAGUCACAGUUUUAUGAGGUGUGUUUAUUAUAAUGGAGGGCGAGAGGUGACAAUAACGAUUCUGAUCACUUUUUAUCGACU